Molecule: messenger RNA, 2821 nt
Organism: Penicillium brasilianum
Lineage: Eukaryota; Fungi; Ascomycota; Eurotiomycetes; Eurotiales; Aspergillaceae
Source: the annotation of a GenBank genome assembly
AGAGAGCCCACAUACGUCGUACUUGAAUUUGUACGAAAUUUUUGGUCAUUCUGGUGUCUGUGUAAAAGUUCAGCGGCUUUGACUAAUUCCCCAAUUUCCCGGCCAUCUUCCCCGCAAAAUGCACGCCCACGCCUUUAAGCCACCAUGCGGAACUUCCCACCACCACCCAAGACGCUCAGUAGAGGCAACGAAUCGGGUUUCGUUUGACAACAGGAUAUGUUAUCAAAUUGUCACAUUCUGCAGCUGUGUGACUCGGGUGAAAGGCAGACUUGAGCCAUGGCUACUAGCUCCGAGCGACCGAUGACUAGGCAACAAGCCCAUAUUCCGCCGACAGCGGCGUGCGAAGCAUGUCGCAAGCUCAAAAUGCGAUGUAUCCGGCCGAACGCGUCCAGUUCAACCAAAGAACCCGAUGAGCCUUGCGACCGCUGCAGACGCACGAACCGUGCCUGCAAUAUUCCCACCCCGCGCCCACUAGGUCGGAAGCGAGGUGCAGUUGGUCGAUAUCAUGGAUUCGAAAAGGCCUAUCGAAAGAUGCAGGCGGAACUGAAGAAAGCCCGCGCAUCGACAGAUAAAGCAUCUGAAAUUCAGAGCUUAUCUCCGGGGCGAGAUGAAUCUGAAAUGCUCGACCUCCUACGAUCAAACAUACACAAAAUUGACCGAGGCAAUGGUGACUGGGAGCUACCUGCCGAAAGCAGGAGGCCUGGUCACCAAAACCCACUAUCACCCAGUUCAAGCACGAUCAAUGCAAGUGGUCUACCGGCAUCGGAACAGAAUCAAAGCCCGUAUGUGACUACGCCUUAUGCUCCUGAGACCAUCACCUCGCACGUGAGCUUGGAACCAGUUAGCAACCCACUGGCUCUCAUGGCAGAAGCUGCCAGUGCUGCACAAGCACUGGAAACUCAAGUUGGCCCCACAGAUUUAUCACCAGCCUCAAACUUUGAGUCCAUUUCUGGAGAUGGUGAGGGCAUAGGUCGAUAUCUGCUCCACCGACCCGGUUACGUUUCUCUUGGACUUCACCUAGAUCGCAAGGUUCUCGAAAGUGGAAUCGAUGCAUUAUUUGCCCCUGCAAUGGAGUCUGACCGAUACUCAAAUUACUUUCGAUCGCCCGGUGCGAAUCCUCCACGAGAUAUCGGCCCAGACUUAGAUCCAGUGGAUCUUGGAUUGGUGUCAAUGGAAGAGGCCUAUGCACUAUUUCCAGUCUAUUUUUCACGCCUUCAUUUGAUCAACGGAAUUCUCGAUCCCAUGUUACACACUCCGGGCUAUGUUCGAUCCCGAUCCUCCCUCUUGUUUACCUGGAUCCUUGCUCUCACGGCACAAUUCGACCAUGCCUCGGGCAAUCUAGCCAAAAGGCUACGACUUCAUGGGGAGAAGCUAUCUCGACAUGUUCAUACUUGUGGCUAUAAGACGGUGGAGGUUGUCCAGGGGUACUAUAUCUCGCUCUUAUCAGCAACUCCGGCGAACACUCUAUCCGAAGAACGAUCAUGGCUAUACACCAUGUACGCCUUUGGAGUAGCAGCAGAGCUGGGACUCGAUCAACAGCGCCGGACACGCUACCAAAAGGAAUCAGACUCCUGCGAUACGCAAAAUCGAUCGCCUGAAGGCACCCACUCUCAGCGUCUCCUCACCUUCGGACAGCGAUCUGCAGUUUCCAUCCAGGAAAACCCCGAGACUUCUGACGGUCCCUUGUUGGAAGAUCAAACCUACCUUCAGCGGCUGGCUCGCAAUAGAGAGCGCACCUGGUUACGGAUCCUGCUUUGGGAGCGAGCGAAUAGUGCAGCUUGUGGCCGGAUAAAUGCCUUCCCGGAGACAGAGUUGACCUGCAACAUCGAGAACUGGUGGAUGCACCCGCUGGCUGAUUUGACCGAUAAGCACACCUGUGCGUUCAUCCUUCUUCGCCGUCAUCUAGCUACUCUCCAAAGUGAGAUAAGACGGCAGGCAAGUAUACCGCAUUCAAACCCUCACUGGGUGCGCGAUCUUGUGGACACCGAUUUUGGACCAUGGCAAGCGACUUGGCUGCCAUCUCCAAACACUAUUUUACCUCAUCCCGAAAAGCUUCCAGACCUUUACCUUUAUUAUGUCUACAUUCACAACCGGCUGUGGACCUUAUCUUCUGCACUCAAUAUUUCUGCCAACAAUGAUCGUGAGCUAGAUGCCAUUCGCGAGGACUGCUUUGAUGCCGCUAUACACUGUUGCGAAGUUGCUGUACGAGACCUACCGGUCAUUGGAGAACCAAUGUACUGUAUGCUUUCUCCAACUUGGGCGAUGAUUUCUUAUGCGGCAGUACUAGCUCUCAAGCUUUUCCCAUAUCUACAUGGGUCACGCGCGGGGUAUGAGGUCGAGCUACUUGCAUUGCUAGCGCAAGUUGCAUUGCAAUUGAAACGUGCAGGGACUACACCGUCUCAUCAGGUUGGGAUUGCUGCGCUACUUGGCCAGCACUUGCUGGUCAUCCUGCGAGCAAGAGCGUCUAUGCUUAAGGAUGCCGUUCUCACUCCCGGGGAACCAUUUGCGCCGCAGCAUAAUAAUGGAACUAACCAUGAUCCGGGUUGCCAUCUCGGAGGAAAUCUGCCUAACAGCACAGCAUCAAGGGAGACAUUGUCAGGUACGCGCGUGAAUAAUGCUUUGGUGUCCACCUAUGACCCGCUCUUAACAACAGCUACCACGAGCACCGACACAGACCUUGGUGAGGAGGGAUUCACAGAUCUUUUGCGAGAGAUUUUUGGUCCAGGAUUUGGCGAUGUGUUUUAAGGUCCAAUCGUUCUUUUUCUAGAUACGUGCAAUGACGCAUAUGAAUCAAAUCAAACAACACGAUUUACAUCUAUUU